This is a messenger RNA of Danio rerio (zebrafish), 1086 nucleotides long. It is a transcript of the gene dnajc5gb, whose product is annotated as DnaJ (Hsp40) homolog, subfamily C, member 5 gamma b. NCBI's taxonomy places the organism in Eukaryota, Metazoa, Chordata, Actinopteri, Cypriniformes, Danionidae. Gene Ontology annotation, cellular component: cytoplasm; membrane. The record is from RefSeq and is marked provisional.
ACUUUUUGUACUUGACGUAACACAGAAACUUUAUUUCCUACUUCCUGGUCUUAAACUCUGCUCUUGAUUAAUGGAUCCGCGUGCUUAAAAAACGCUGCAAAUAUAGUCAAACAUGAAAACACGCGCAGCUUUAUCAAACAUCCGCCUCAGCUUCACUUCUUGAUCGUGAUUUUGCAGAAUUGAACCAUGACAGAAACGAGUCGACCUCAGCGCAAGCUGUCCAGAGCUGGAGAGAGUUUAUACCAGACGUUAGGCCUGCAGAAAGGAGCGUCGUCUGAAGAUAUUAAGAAAGCAUACAGGAAACUUGCACUGAAGCAUCACCCGGAUAAAAACCCCAACAACCCGGAAGCAGCAGAGAAGUUUAAAGAGAUCAACAAUGCCAACAGCAUCCUCAAUGAUGAGACUAAACGUCAGAUCUAUGAUGAGUACGGCUCCAUGGGCCUCUACAUCGCAGAUCAGUUCGGAGAGGACAGCGUGAAAUAUUACUUCCUCAUGUCCAAGUGCUGGUUUAAGACUCUUCUCUGUAUAGGGACGAUCUUAACGUGCUGCUGCUGCUGUUGCUGCUGCUGUUUCUGCUGUGGGAAAUGUGGCGGUUCAGAGCCUCCAGAUAAUUUCCAGUAUGUAGAUCCAGAAGAGCUGGCGGAGGAGGAAGAGCGCAGCAGAGAUAAUGAAACGGUAAUAAUAGGACAGCCCAUUCCCUCUCCGGCUCCAGCUGCAGAUUCAGGUUAUCCUGUGAUUGUGGGAAUGCCUAUUCCUCUAUCAGAUGGAGACACUGCUAGCCUGAUCCCUCCAGACACACACGUGGAGGUCAUCAAGGAAUAGAGCAACAAACACACACCAUCCCGAAGACUGAUUCGUUUGUAUUACACACAGUGUCUUUGCAGUUUGUGUGGCUUGUUUUGUCUCCACACAUCAUGCUGUUUUUGUUUACAUCAUUUUAUAAUUGCCUUCUGUUUGCUUGAAUGUGUCUUAAUGUGUGUCUUAACGUAGAGCAACUUCAUGUCCAAAGCUUCUUCACAUGAGCUCCCGUGUACAGACCAACAUAUAUAUGAAAUUAAAUAUCAUCCAAUAUUGUGAUCCAAUAAA